Messenger RNA from Suillus clintonianus, 2065 nucleotides. Its product is annotated as WD40-repeat-containing domain protein. The transcript is spliced from 5 exons. Lineage: Eukaryota; Fungi; Basidiomycota; Agaricomycetes; Boletales; Suillaceae. Gene Ontology annotation, molecular function: protein binding. The record is from RefSeq and is a predicted model, not a curated record. Bases 1 to 1962 code for a protein of 653 amino acids.
AUGUUUUCUGAAGAAUCUUCUGCAUUGUUUGCCCUCGGGGAAGCUUCAAUCCCAGGGCAAUCCAACGGAUCAACUCCAAAGCACAAAUUCGGAACACACGAGAGUGUUAUUAAGGAGUUUGUCUUCUUGCACGACAACGUUCACAUUGUGAGCAGUUCCCAGGACGGCACAAUGCAGAAAUGGAACUGCGAUACAGGGCUUAUGGUUGGAGAACCAUGGAAAGAGAAGAGCGGAAGCACAUAUGCACUGGCGCUUUCACCGGACGGCAAGAUGAUUGCAUCCGGGAGGGAUGACGGAAGGGUUCAGCGGUGGAAUACCAACGGGGAGAUGAUAAAAGGCAUUUGGACAGGUCAUAGCGGCCGGGUGAUGUCGCUCUCAUGGUCUCCCAGUGGAAACCAUCUUGCAAGCGGAUCUUAUGAUGGAACAAUUCUGAUUCGAAAAGCAGAAAACGGAAAAGUGGAGGUGGGCCCCAUCAAGACGGAGCAGAACCAUGUGUGCGCUCUUGCAUAUUCACCCUCUGGAGACCGAAUUGCAUCUGGCGGGUACAAUACAAUUUGCAUCUGGAACACGAAGACCGGCAAGCUCGUUGUCGGCCCCUUGGAAAGCAUGAGGGCCGAUGUGACAUCGUUGGUGUGGUCGUCAGACAGCACAAAACUGUACUCCGCAUCCGAUGAAUUCGCACGUGUUUUCGAUAGCAAAUCAGGUAAACUGCUCCAUGCUUUCAAGCACAACCAUUUGUUGGACUCCCUUGCACUUUCACCCAAACAUGAUGUUCUGGCGUGCGUGACCGACGGUAUUGUCAAAUUAUGGGAUACGGAAUCCUAUCAGCCACUUGGCCAGCCAUUUGGCUGGCCGUUCGGACUGUCUCUCGCAUGGCCUAUCGAUGUGUCAUUCUCUCCAGACGGGAGAUACAUAGCAUAUGGCGGAGCCGACAACAGACUCACUCUCUGGUCUGUCAAAGACAUAGCUCCUCAGCUUGCAGCACCCAUACUCCCUCAACAAAGCGACACACGAAGCAUACAACAGGAAACUCGGCCCAACUCCCCAUUAUCAUCAUGCCUUGAAGCUGAUGCUACUGGUGGCGAUGGCAUCAUUGAGGAGGGACACUAUGAUCCAUAUCACAACUUCUUCCAGUCUUCGUGUCAAUCUUUUCCAUCGGCAGCGCCUGGCUCCCAUCUCCCCCACCUAUUUUCCACUCGUCGCUUGUUGAAGGUCUUCUCUCGACGUCACCCACCGGUAGACGAGUCCGUUCGCAAAGAACGCUUGAAGCGCAAGUUCUUCGCUUGUCGUGCUCGCUCGAACUCGUCCCUGAAGCUCGCAACCAUCAUAGCAAACCAACCAGUACCAGAAGGGAAAGUUGGAGAAGUUAAAGGCAAUCAAGGUGCGAGUAUCGAUGAUUGGGGUUCUGCAAAUUAUUCCCUCGGCGCCGGAAGGGAUAAAGGCAACCAACAAGAUGAUCCUCCCGCCGACGCACAGAGCCCACUGCCUCAUGCACUCACUCCCCCUGCCGACCUCGAUAGCAAAUAUACUCGAAACCUUUGGAAAUGGCUAAUGCAGGCACGAGGAAACAAUACCAUAUUCAGUUCCCUGUAUUUCAGUACUUGGCCUUCAAAUGCACCCCAACCUAUACCCCGCCAGCCUUGGCACCGGAAUUCCAACCCAUUUCCCGUAAGAUCUUCCAGACGUCCCGUUGAUGUGGCAGCUUGCCGCGACGAAGAUAGAUAUGGCAUUGUCCCGGAAUCUGACGCGGAAGCAGCUGCAGCCAUGCUACGUACAAGCGGCAAUGAGGUCGACAGUCCAAUGCGACCAAGUCAGCCUGCAGUGGGGGCGCAAGUGUCUCACGGACGGCCCACACAAACACAAGCCUUGACGAGCGGGCCAGAGGGAGGCGUCUAUGAAGGAGUAAGCUGCUGCGGAUUUUUCUUUGGCUAUCGUCGUCGUUCCAACUCGCUUCAGCCAUGAUGUCAUUUGCUGAGACCCUCUUACUCUUUGUCACUCAAUCAAUUUCUUUUGUUUGCAUAGUAUAUGGACCAUUUCAUACACAGCUCUGCACCGUCCGAUGUAC